Humulus lupulus (European hop) is the source of this 1363-nucleotide messenger RNA. RefSeq lists its product as uncharacterized. The transcript is spliced from 2 exons. The coding region runs from base 311 to 1060 and encodes 249 amino acids. The record is from RefSeq and is a predicted model, not a curated record. Lineage: Eukaryota; Viridiplantae; Streptophyta; Magnoliopsida; Rosales; Cannabaceae.
UAUAUAAACACAACACCAAAACCACAGACUUUGUCCGAAAUAAAAGUUCACGAAGCAUAAUGAUGAUAAAAAAAAUCUCUUUCUUUCGAAAACCUCGGGAGUUUCUCUUUCUUUGAUCACAUCUUAUACAAAAAUCCACUCACACCCUCUACCUCCCUUAAGAUUCUAAUCCGAUCUCUGUCAAGAAACUCGAAUACCCUUUUCACCCAACACCCUGAAACUCCAGUUUUCUGAUCAUUAUAAUCAACAAAAGUUUUUCUGAGACCAAAAUCCUUGUUGGGCAGUCUUUGUUUCUUUGAAGGAAGCUAUUAUGGGUAGUUGGAAAAGAAGAGAACAAGUUGAAAUUUACAAUCACAGAAUGAGAUCAGAGCCCAGAAAUCAACCUCCUGAGAUUUGGCAGUCAACUAUCCCGAAAUGGGAGAAAGAUUUCUGUUCGACCGUGGGUUUAGUUCCAUGGAGGAAAAUAUUAGACACAAAGAAAUACAUUCAUCUGCACGAAAAUAUCGUCAAAUGGAACGAUUCUGCCUCAGAAGAGGCGUUCAGACGAGCAAAAAACAGAUUUUGGGCACACAUUAAUGGCCUUGCAUCUGAAGUAGUAUUGCCUGAUCCAGAUAUCUACAUUGAUGAAGUAGAUUGGAACUCUGAGAUUGAUCCUGAGCUAUUUCUGGAUUUGGAAAGAAAACCAGAACCAUCUGAUUACACUAAUCAUGAUGGAAAGGUUCUGAUUCUUGGUGAUUCUCAUAACCUCAACCAUAUUGACCUGAGCCUUGACCACAUUUCCCCCACUGGAUGGGGCGAUGCUGAAGAAGAUUUUAAGGCCGAUACUUCCAGGGAAUGCAGCCAGACAUGGGGUACGAACGGCUGGAAAAAUGAUGACCCUGGUUGGCAGAACUCCGGAUAUCGAAAAUCAAGAUUUUCCAGCAAUCGCUAUCAGCAGCAGCAGCAGAGAGAUCAAGGGUACAGAGGAAGGAGGAGGCAGUGGAACUGCACACCAGUUAACAACCAAAGUGGAUCCGGCAGAGGAGGAAAUGCUUGGGGUUGGGAAAAACAAAUUUGGUAAAUAGAGUCAUCAAGAGCUAUUUCAUUCAUAUUUUUUGGCUAUUCAAAAGUAUUAUAGCUAUAACAAGAGUUUUACUAUAUUUUUUAUAGUAUAUAGAAAGUAAAAAAGAAUAUACAUAUGAAGGGUAUAUACAUAAGCCUCAGGGCAGUAUAUACUGGGGCAGUUAGUUUUGGUUCCAAUUUCACAUUGGUUGAGGAAGACAUUACUACUUUUUUUGAGCUCUUGAAUAAUUCCUAUUAUUAGUUUCUUGGUAAAUUUGUUUACUAGGAUAUUUUACUGAACAAUAAACAUAUUUUGCAUAUA